This is a messenger RNA of Rubroshorea leprosula, 1906 nucleotides long. The record is from the annotation of a GenBank genome assembly. NCBI's taxonomy places the organism in Eukaryota, Viridiplantae, Streptophyta, Magnoliopsida, Malvales, Dipterocarpaceae.
AAUGGAAAAGACGACGAAAAUGAAUGUAUAACAUGCAUUUGGUUGGUUGGAGGAUAGGUUCAGAAAAUGAGGAAUGAGGUAAUCGUGGGAAACCUAUUUUUUUCAAAUCUUUGAAAUCUAGAAGAAACUGCGAGAAAAAACCAGUUGCCUAAUUCUCAGACCUUCAUUUUGCCCUUCUAUGGUGGAUAUAUCAUAGGAGGGCUUAAGUAUUGCUGAGAAUAGGCCAAGACCCAUUUUUGUGCGCUUUUGGGAUUUGGGGAGGCUCUGUUUUUGUGAUUGAUUUUGGAUGGUUUUUGGUGAGAUGAUAAGAUGGGGGAUUUUUGCACUGCAAUUGACCGAGCUUUUUGUGAGUUCUUUGGUGCAUUUGUUAUAUGGGUUUUACAUAUUUAGCACAGCGGUGGCCGGGGAUCUCUCCCAGACUCUGAAUGAAUUGUUUUUCAAAAGUAACGUGAACAUUGCGGUGAAGGAGGAGGGUCCGGCAGGGGCGACGACCAAUGCUGGCGGGUUGCCUCCAAUCGUUAUGGUUCAUGGAAUUUUUGGAUUUGGAAAAGGGAGAUUGGGAGGUUUAUCUUAUUUUGCAGGGGCGGAGAAGAAAGAUGAGAGGGUUCUUGUGCCUGAUUUGGGGUCAUUAACCAGCAUAUACGAUAGGGCUCGUGAGUUAUUCUAUUAUUUGAAAGGAGGGCAAGUUGAUUAUGGUGAAGAACACAGCAAGGCUUGUGGGCACUCCCAGUUUGGAAGAAUUUAUGAACAAGGGCAUUACCCAGAAUGGGAUGAGGAUCAUCCUAUUCACUUUGUUGGACAUUCAGCUGGUGCUCAGGUUGUGCGUGUGUUGCAGCAAAUGCUUGCUGACAAGGCAUUCCAGGGAUAUGAGAACACUUCAGAAAACUGGGUACUGAGCAUAACAUCGUUAUCUGGGGCUUUUAAUGGGACUACAAGAACCUACUUAGAUGGCAUGCAGCCAGAGGAUGGGAAAACUUUGAAGCCUAUAUGUCUCCUGCAGCUGUGCCGUGUGGGAGUUAUAAUUUAUGAUUGGUUGGAUAUUCCCUGGCUAAAGUCUUACUACAAUUUUGGGUUUGAUCACUUUAACAUGUCGUGGAAGAAAAUCGGUCUUUGGGGUCUUGUUGAUUGUCUCUUGGGAAAAGCAGGACCAUUUGCUUCAGGGGAUUGGAUCCUCCCUGAUCUUACAAUUCAAGGCUCAAUACAACUUAACAGCCAUCUUCAAACAUUUGCCAACACAUUCUAUUUCAGUUAUGCUACCAAGCGGACAAGGAAGAUCCUAGGUGUCACGGUUCCUUCUAGCAUAUUUGGAAUACAUCCUUUGCUGUUUAUAAGAGUGCUGCAGAUGAGCCAGUGGCGUCAUCCUUCAGAUGUUUCUCCCCCUUACAAAGGCUACAGGGAUGAGGAUUGGCAGGACAAUGAUGGGGCUCUCAACACCGUAUCCAUAACUCACCCUCGUCUUCCAGUUGAACAUCCAAACCGGUUUAUUGUGAAUGAUUCCGAUUGCCAGCCCUUGCAGCCAGGAAUCUGGUACUACAAGAUCGUAGAAGCUGAUCACAUAUUGUUCAUUGUAAACCGGGAAAGAGCAGGAGUUCAAUUUGAUCUGAUAUAUGACAGCAUUUUCGAACGUUGCAGAAAACAUGUGUUUAGAAAGACACCACAAACUUUACCAAACCAAGUUCAUCAAUAGCCAAUAGGCUUUAGUUUCUUUUAUCCUCAGGCGUGUAAUACAAUGGAAUUGAUAGAGAAUCAGAAAAAGGGCUCUCAUUUUAUUUUAUUUUUUUCCUUUUCCUCACCCUUUGUAAAUGAAAUUUUCCUAUCUCAAUGCAUUCCACUUUUGUUUUCUAGGCAGAAUUUUUAUCAUAGAUCUCAGACUCAGAUGUUUGGUUAAUACAUCAGGAUUCAGCCG